GGACGAGCUGCCAGAUCGAGUAAUAUUGUGGGGUGGCUACCUUCGGACUGGAUGGCAAACUUUGGGCCAGGUGUUCAAAACAAACGUGCACGUUGUUAAACGAGAAAACAAUAAAUAAAAAAUAAUAAUAUUACAAAAAAUGAGCGACAAUGAAGAUGAAGGACAGACAAAGCAGAGCACUGAGCCCGUGGACAAUGCUUGGGCACUAAAAAUACCCACGUUCAAAGAAGCAGACAAUCCGCAUGGUCUCGUCGAAGAAAGUUCGUUUGCCACACUUUUUCCCAAAUAUCGUGAAAAGUAUUUAAAAGAAGUGUGGCCACUGGUGGAACAAUGUGUGGCCGAGCAUCACUUGCGGGCGGAAUUGGAUCUGAUGGAGGGCAGCAUGGUGGUGAAGACAACUCGUAAAACCUGGGAUCCAUAUAUCAUCAUUAAAUCUCGGGACAUGAUCAAACUUAUGGCACGCAGUGUGCCCUUCGAGCAGGCAAAAAGGGUGCUCCAAGAUGACGUCGGCUGUGAUAUCAUCAAAAUUGGCAAUUUGGUGCACAAAAAGGAGAAGUUUGUGAAGCGGCGACAGCGUUUAAUUGGUCCCAAUGGAGCGACAUUGAAAUCCAUUGAAUUGCUAACGGAUUGUUAUGUGUUGGUCCAGGGAAAUACGGUGUCGGCAUUGGGACCCUACAAGGGCCUUCAACAAGUGCGUGACAUUGUGCUGGAGACGAUGAACAAUGUUCAUCCCAUUUACAAUAUUAAAGCACUUAUGAUCAAGCGCGAACUGAUGAAGGAUCCCAAAUUGGCCAAUGAGGAUUGGUCGCGUUUCUUGCCCAAGUUCAAGAACAAAAACAUUAGCAAACGCAAGCAGCCCAAGGUUAAGAAAUCCAAAAAGGAAUAUACACCGUUCCCGCCCGCACAGCCGGAGAGUAAGAUUGACAAGCAACUGGCGUCGGGUGAAUACUUCCUCAACCAGGAGCAGAAACAGGCCAAGAGGCAGCAGGAGCGCAGUGCCAAGCAGGCGGAGGCAGCCAAGAAACAGGACGAACGUCGCAACAAGGACUUUGUGCCGCCAACCGAAGAUGCUCCCAGUUCUUCGAGUCGCAAGCGUCAAAGCGAGGACUCCAAAGUCGAUGUCAAUGCGUUGAAGGCGAAGCUGCUAAAGGCCAACAAGAAGAACAAGAGUUAAAUCAUCAAAGUUGCUUUAAGUUAGUUAAUAGGUGUAAACAUUUCUUUGAUAACAAUAAACACUGUGCUCGCAU
Molecule: messenger RNA, 1247 nt
Organism: Drosophila innubila
Lineage: Eukaryota; Metazoa; Arthropoda; Insecta; Diptera; Drosophilidae
Gene: dbe
Product: KRR1 small subunit processome component homolog
Exons: 1
Coding region: 140-1174 (344 amino acids)
Cellular component (GO): nucleolus; small-subunit processome
Molecular function (GO): RNA binding
Source: RefSeq, a predicted model, not a curated record